This is a messenger RNA of Fundulus heteroclitus (mummichog), 636 nucleotides long. RefSeq names its product transmembrane protein 14Cb (gene tmem14cb). Gene Ontology annotation, biological process: regulation of heme biosynthetic process. NCBI's taxonomy places the organism in Eukaryota, Metazoa, Chordata, Actinopteri, Cyprinodontiformes, Fundulidae. Gene Ontology annotation, cellular component: mitochondrial membrane. The record is from RefSeq and is a predicted model, not a curated record. The transcript is spliced from 4 exons. Bases 183 to 503 code for a protein of 106 amino acids.
GCCGUUAAAGCGGAAGCGUUUCGACACGUUAUCAAAUCAAGUUUUAGGAGUUGCUCAGCUGUUUGCGAAUAAAGAGACAAAGUUUGGACAACUUGUGUUGCCAGGUCUUAUUUCUCUGUCCGGGUUUAGCUCCGUAAAGCCGAACCUGUUGCCGUAGCAGCACCGUGUUCAGUGUUUUAGUCAUGGACUGGAUUGGCUUCGGCUAUGCUCUGUUUGUGUCAGCAGGAGGAGUCAUAGGUUAUGCUAAAGCAGGCAGCGUCACUUCGCUGGUCGCCGGUCUCCUGUUCGGCCUGUCGGCUGCUGUCGGCGCUUAUCUGGCAUCUCAGAAUCCCAGGAAUGUGUGGCUUUCGCUGGGCACCGCGGGAACCUUGGCUGUAGUGAUGGGUCUGAGAUUUCUGAGCUCCUGGAAGGUCAUGCCAGCUGGUUUGAUGACUUUGGCGAGUUUGCUGAUGCUGACCAAGAUCAUCGUUGGAAUGCUAAAGUCGAGACCACACAAACCUUGAACUGUCAUUUAAACGUUGAAUACAUCCAUAUACGAAAGUUUUACAAAAUGCUUGUUUUCUUUGUUUAUAAAACGUUUUGUUUGGUGAUAAUCCUGUUAAAAUAAAAAAUAAAAAAAUCAACUUAAGUAUAAAA